Messenger RNA from Lytechinus variegatus (green sea urchin), 901 nucleotides. RefSeq lists its product as uncharacterized. NCBI's taxonomy places the organism in Eukaryota, Metazoa, Echinodermata, Echinoidea, Temnopleuroida, Toxopneustidae. The transcript has 8 exons. Bases 318 to 845 code for a protein of 175 amino acids. The record is from RefSeq and is a predicted model, not a curated record.
GUAAACAUCUUGCGACAACUUCUGAGGAAAGUAAUUCAAGUCCGGCAACUGAUGAAGAAGCAAAAGGUAAUCGAAAAACAAAUCUCACUGCCAUUCUCAUCGGAGGCUGUUCAGGCCUGGUGGUUCUCCUUAUUUACAUUGUAGGCGGUUUUAUUUUCUACAGGAAGAAACGAGCUGUAAGGAGUUCUAGAAAAACCGAAUUUAUAAGAAAUGCCAUCAGAUCGAGUCCACCACAAGACAGGAGAAGGACAUUGCCACCAACCCCACCUGGUCAUCCUCCGCUUCCUGACCGGUCAACCUCUCUGCUACAGAGACAAAUGCCUUCCGCCCCACCUGAUAUUCCAAUGCGGUCCCUGGUACCGGUAUCCGAAGACACUGUCAGAGGUUCGGGGGAGGGACUCGUGAAAAGCCGAAUGAAUGAGGAAUCGGAUAUUGAAACGGAUUAUGACUUGCUCAACCACGGAUCCCCUUGGGCAGUUCCACAUGUGUACAGGGAAACAACGAAUGGAUUGGCGGAAUAUGCACAGGUCAGUCGACCAAACACCAACAAACAGAUGACACCAUCAAGGCACCAACCACAGAAGCAAAUCUACGACAGCGACGCCGACGACUCAGAUUAUGACCUACUAAAUACAUGUCAUCUAACAGCUAGUGCAACAGUACCACACGUUUAUCGGGAGACAAACACGGGCCUGGCUGAGUAUGCUGUAGUGAGUAAACCAGGAGACGAGAAUAAAGGACAGUCGUUGGUUUCCCAUUCCAAAGCGGUAAAGAUUCCUCAUAAAGUGGAAGCCGAGUACGCAGUGGUCGACAAAUCGGAAAAAAGAAAUAACAAGAGGCGAUAAUCGAAGAAUUCUUAAGGAAGAUAUGUCAAUGUGUAAAUUUGAAAACUGGCGAAAAG